AAAACAAUGGUCAUGAAGCUAUAGGACUUGGAACAAGAGAUUGCACGAUAGUGGAGAGAGCAUUGUUUCUAAGCAACAGAAGAAAGCUUCAGCUUUGUGCGAAGCAGCAGCCUAGUUUCCUUCAGCUGCAGCAGAGGCAAAGGAGGAACAACAGCAUCGAGAGUGAAUUCCAUCCUAAAGCUACCAGGAAAUAGAGCGGUUCCAAAGGCCCGAUCCUUUUAAUCACCAUUGUACAAGACAGAGAGUCUGACGCAGCUGGAUCUUAGCACACGGUCUGGAUUGCAGCAGCCUCCCCACCAACUAGAACACUUCCCCCCCAAUCCAUGGAAAGGAAACGCCUAAAAAAAGAGAUUGAAAAACUCUUGGGAGAUUAUGUUGGCAUCAGACUUCGGGAAAAUGAAUUCGACCCGAAAGGAAGACAGCAGCCCACCUUUCUCGAUGAUAUGGCUCAUUACGACUUGGCCAUCAAUGUUGCUUUACUGUGGCUGAAUGAUUCAGAAGCCCAAAGUCCGUUGGCAGGAGGGAAAAGGAAUUUGCCACUUCACAGCCGAUACAUCUAUCCCAACCGAACUGAGAGAGAAGCCAUGAUUUUAUCAUUUUAUGCCGGGACCUUAAUGAACAGCAUCCCCAUUGAAGACGUCUUUGGGAUUUACAGCACGGGGCCCUCGGCAACACGCUGGUACCGCUCUGCCAAAGGUCACCGGAUUCACCCUUUCAACCUCUCUUUGCAUCCUUUUGCCAUGCUGACAGCCCCGAAAGCUGCGGAACAUGCCUGGAAACAGAGUGUCAAGUUUCAAAAGGCAGCAGCAAAUCAACAUGCCACCACCAAUUCAACAAGAACAAAUAAGGACUGCAAGCGAUCAGAAUCUCCAUCAACAGCAAAACAGACAGACAACAAAGGGGCUAGAAAACAGUUUAAGCAAGGAAUCUUCCCAGAGGACCUUGCACCGAAGAGUGGAAAGGAAGCAGAGAUGUAACAAGAAGCCAGGGCUCAUAUCACCCUUUUCGAGGACAGAAACUUCCAGGGCCGCUCCAUUGAGUGCAGCAGCGACCGGCCG
Mauremys reevesii (Reeves's turtle) is the source of this 1058-nucleotide messenger RNA. It is a transcript of the gene C11H2orf80, whose product is annotated as chromosome 11 C2orf80 homolog. The record is from RefSeq and is a predicted model, not a curated record. The coding region runs from base 324 to 977 and encodes 217 amino acids. NCBI's taxonomy places the organism in Eukaryota, Metazoa, Chordata, Testudines, Geoemydidae. The transcript has 11 exons.